GAAGGCCACUGGCUGGCAUGUUUCGGCAUCUCUGUGUGCAUGCCAACGAGUUUAUGACAAGGAAUAUCAGUUCUAGUGGCAGAAAAUGAGAAACAGUUUGUAGCUGGUCUUGAGUGGAACAAUGCAUGAUUGGGUAAAUUAUGGGACUGCGAAGAGUGGGAUGCCGUACAGAAGACAAAUAAUGAGGCAGAUCAAGCGAGAGGAAGAAUGGCUGGAAGUGCUAUUCAAUGGAAAUUUCAGGCCCACACUUGUGGAGAUGUGUGUGGGGGGGGAACACCUCAUACCUGCCUAUUGUUUUGCCAAGAUGGCCAAAACAAAGUGCCAUAAAUUGGGUGAUUUAAGGAACAGGAAUGUAUACCCUCACAUUUCUGGAGGCUGGAAUGCGAAAGCAAGGUGUGUGUGGCGGGGAAGGGGGCUCUGUAUCUUCUUUGGGCUGUUGGAGAAUCUGCUCUGUCCCUCUCCCAGGAUCUGGCUGUCCGUUGGCAAUCUUUGGUGUUGCUUGACUUCAGGAAGCAUCACCCCCAUCUCUGCCUUCACCUGCUCAUGGUGUUUCCCCUCUGUGUAUGCACAACUCUAAAUCCCCCAUUUUGCUGUCCACAUCCUACUUCACGUGCUCGCCAAAGACUCCUCUGGCUAGACCCGAGUCGUCCAAACCUAGGCUCCUUGCCUUGAGUCCAUGGUGGAGCAGGGCGACAGGGACUGCUGACAGGCAGAAGCAGCGAACCCUCGAGGUCAGUGGGGUUUCAGGACCCCUGCGAGGCACUGUGAGAAGGACCGACUGGCUGCCUGUGAGCCCACAGGGAAGCAGAUGAAGUUUGCCUGCCUCUCCUUCCGGCAGCCUUUUGCCGGUUUUGUCUUGAAUGGAGUGAAGACCCUGGAAACGCGGUGGCGUCCCCUGCUGAAGAGCCACCAGAACUGCACCAUCGCCAUCCACAUUGCUCACAGGGAUUGGGAAGAAGGGUCCUGGAGGCAGCUGCUGGAGGAGAGGCUGCGGAUGAGCCCUGGGCAGAUCCAGGCCUUGCUCUGGGAAGGGGAAAAGUUUGGCCGAGGAGUGAUAGCUGGGCUCGUGGACAUCGGGGAAACGUCACAGUGCCCGGAAAACUUAGCUCCCGAAGAGGUUGUGGAACUGGAAAAUCAAGCCGUACUCAGCAACCUGCAGCAGAAGUACUUGACAGUGAUUUCAAACCCUAGGUGGUUACUGGAGCCUGUCCCUCAGAAAGCGGGGAAGGACAUGUUUGAGGUGGACAUCCCAGAGCAUCUGAUCCCUGUGGAGCAUGAGGUGUGACCAUCGUGGGCCGGAGAGGAAAGUUGUUGAGAAACCAACAUAAAAAUAAAUCAUGACACAGACCCAUACAGGCCGGGUUAAGUCUGAAUUGCCACAGCUGUCAGCGCUGCUCAAGGACGCAGAUUGCUAUGGUCAUGAGAAGGGAACGAGGGAGGCGGGCUUUCCUUGUGCAGGGAAAGUCCUUGAGAAGGUCUCUGGUACCUUGACCUUUAGCGGGAAGGCAAGGCCACCCGGAAAGGUCUUGGCAUUGCCUAAUUCUUAUCCUGGUCCCAUUGCUUUCUAGAAUGUACAAAUAAACAUG
This is a messenger RNA of Sciurus carolinensis (gray squirrel), 1586 nucleotides long. RefSeq names its product endothelium and lymphocyte associated ASCH domain 1 (gene Eola1). The coding region runs from base 809 to 1285 and encodes 158 amino acids. The transcript has 3 exons. The record is from RefSeq and is a predicted model, not a curated record. NCBI's taxonomy places the organism in Eukaryota, Metazoa, Chordata, Mammalia, Rodentia, Sciuridae.